Molecule: messenger RNA, 1445 nt
Organism: Dendroctonus ponderosae (mountain pine beetle)
Lineage: Eukaryota; Metazoa; Arthropoda; Insecta; Coleoptera; Curculionidae
Product: DNA repair protein XRCC1-like
Biological process (GO): base-excision repair; single strand break repair; double-strand break repair via nonhomologous end joining
Cellular component (GO): nucleus
Molecular function (GO): damaged DNA binding
Source: RefSeq, a predicted model, not a curated record
AAUCAUGUAGCCAGUAACAUUAUCUCCAAAGACACCACGAAGAAAUGGAAAUGCAAAACUGCCGGCGAACAAAGUGCUUCAGUGGUGCUCCAGCUGGACCAGCCCUACAUAAUCAAUGGCAUUGAUAUAGGCAAUGAAAACUCUGGAUAUGUGGAAGUUUUGGUGUCUAGGGCCAGUACACCAGAAGACUUUAAAGUGCUGCUGGUCAUGUCCUCGUUUAUGAGUCCUUUGGAUGCCCGACAGACUCAAAAUGUUAAUAAGGUGAGAAUGUUCAAGAACCAGGACUUGUGUGAGCCGGAGCGAAGCGAAAAAUGGGACCGAGUUAAAAUAGUUUGCACUCAACCAUUUAACCGGCAUGUGCAGUAUGGAUUGUCUUUUAUCAAUCUGUAUUCCCCUGAUGGAGCCGCAGCUAUUCGGGAAGCCACAUCGCUAGCUCAAAACGGUUCGCCAGUACCGAAAGAAAAACUUAGCCACAAGUUACAAAUUACACCAAAUCCACAGUCAAAUAAAGCUCGACAUUUAACAGAUGAUGCUGGCGAAGAGACUGGCACUCCAAAGAAGGGGAAGGAGAGAAACCGAAAUGAGCUUCUCUACAGUAAAGAUGAGGAAGACAAGCAUGAAAAAAUCGACAAAUUGAUUGAGAAACGGGACAAAGAACGAGCGGAAUCUAAGAAGCGCGAAAAGGAAAUGGCGGAGAAAACGAAAAACACACCGGCAAAGCCAAAAGAAACGAAGAAUAAUGAUAAAAAGAAACCACACACACCUCGUAAAGAUGUGAGUACAGAGAAGCAGGCGAAAGUGAAUGAAAAACGACCAGAGAGUGAAAAAAGAGAUUCUUUGAAAAGGAAACAUGACAGUCCACCUGCCCAUAAACUGAAAAAACUGAAACAGCAACCAGUUGGAAAACCGUUCGAGAAACUACUAAAUUGUGCCUUUGCCAACACUCCAAAAUUUAACCAAGUCAGAGGCAUAGGCAAGAUAGUGAAAAAGAAAUGGUUGGAUGACUGUUACAACGAAAGAAAAAAGCUACCGUGGAGACGCUAUGCUCUUGAUAAAGCCGAUAAAGGGCCAGAAAGUGAAGAAGAAAUAUGCGAAAAGCAGGACACUUCGAGUUCAGAAGCCGAACAGCCGGAUGCAAUCCACGUUGUUUUACGUAGAUGAGGCCUUGGAAGACAGCUUGGCUAAAAAGAUCAAGCAGCAUGUAGCCGCCUAUAACGGGAUUCUGAUUGAAGAUCUGGUGUCUUCGAUAGACAUCAUAGUCACCAACAAGGAAAACUGCAAAGUCCUAAAGGAUAUUUUACCUUCAGCGACUUGCGUCGCUCCAGAUUGGAUUUGGGAGUGCCACAACCGCCAAAUGCUGGUUCCAAUGAAAGACUUUAUCUUCCAAUAGAAAUGUUUUUUUAACUGGAACUAAUGUUUCAAAUAAAAUGCAAGUCCACUAAGCA